Messenger RNA from Saccharomyces eubayanus, 1257 nucleotides. It is a transcript of the gene STB1, whose product is annotated as Stb1p. NCBI's taxonomy places the organism in Eukaryota, Fungi, Ascomycota, Saccharomycetes, Saccharomycetales, Saccharomycetaceae. The record is from RefSeq and is a predicted model, not a curated record. The transcript has a single exon. The coding region runs from base 1 to 1257 and encodes 418 amino acids.
AUGUCUCAAUCCCAAAUGUCCCCUGAAAAAGAGCAAGAGUUGACGUCCAAGAUCCUACAUCGAGCUGAAUUAGCUCAAAUGACGCGUCAGUUAAAGUUGGGUUUAAGUAAUGUUCCUUCUGCCAAACGAAACCAGGAUUCAACGGCUAAGAAAAGAAGUGGUGAUGAUGAAGAUGACGGGGAUGAAAACAAGUCUCUUCUGGAAGCCAUCUCGCCUGCGAAGAAGCCGCUUCACGAUGAUACGAAUAAAAUGGCUGCUUUUUCACCUGUAAAAUUUAUGGGAAAGCCAAAUACCCCCCCAUGUUCACGCCAACGAAUAUCCGAAGACUGUCCAGAGCAAUCAAAGUCCAGAAAGGAGGACACCCCAUCCACCCCAAAGGCUUCUGCUCCUCCAAUAAUUUUACCACACUCCUCAUCACAUCAGCAACGGUCUAACGAUAAAAUUUUCAUGACGCCAAAACGAAAUAAUAAUAACACUAAUAAUAACAAUAACAAUAACAGUAUAAGGAAAAAAGCAUCGGUUUCCAAAGACUUACCACAGGACAGUGAUAACACCGCGGGGGCCGAUCUUUUAAUGUACUUGGCCACAAGUCCAUAUACCAAGUCUUCCCAUCAUGGCACACCAAUGAACGUAAAAAUGCCUACUACACCACGCUCUUCUCAUUACGCGUCGCAACUUAAUAUGAACGGUAAUACAGGGAAUGCUGCUAACGAUGCAGUAAGGUUUUCUCACAUUAAGCCUUCGGCGUCUUCCCCGCAGUCCACCUUCAAAACAAAUCUCUUAUCGCAUUUCCCGGAUGAUUCUCUCAUGGAUUCUCCAUCAUUAUAUCUGAGUAACAAUAGCGGUAAUGCCCAGGCGGCAUUAUCGCCACAGCAGAGAAGAAAGCCCACCACGAACACAUUGCACCCUCCUACCAACGUGCCUACUACCCCUUCAAGAGAGUUGAAUAGCACCAAUUUCAACUUACUCAGGACGCCGAACUUCAACAUGGGAGACUAUCUGCACAAUCUUUUYAGUCCUUCUCCAAGAGUCACUCUUCAACAGACCACUUCGAGUAUGUCAACUGGGAUUUCCUCGGCGCCGCUGACUGCACCUCCAUCAUCCUCCAAUGCUUCUACAAUAACAGCAGCUGCUAUGUCAAGUCAUACUACAAAUGCCUUUCUGGACAUGAGUGCAAAUGGAAUCCCCCUCAUUGUAGGACGAGGUGGCGACCGUAUGGGCGAAGGAGAAUCCAUUGAUGACAAGCUCACCGACUGA